UUUCUCUCUUUGGACUUCUUUUGACUUCAUUUCACUCACUCUCUCUCUCUCCUUCUUCUUCUUCUUUUUCCUCUCUGGACUUCAACAACCUUUUUCUUUUGGUUCUCUCUCUCUCUUUCAUCCUUCUCGCAAUGCUUCUUUGCCUUCUUCCAGAUCCAGCUAAUGCUCCACAUUGCGCGCUGUAUUUCUAACCUCUGAUCCCGAAGCGACGCCGUCUCGCCGCGUUUCUCGUACGGAAAACCCUAGAUCUACGAUGCUCCACCUCCGGCAACGCCGCGACGCCACGCCGGCCACCACAAGGUGGCGCAACACGUUUGAGGAGAAUCUGGAGCAGUGGCCGCACCUCAACGAACUAGUCCAUUGUUAUACCACGGAUUGGGUCAAGGAUGAGAACAAGUACGGACACUAUGACUCCGUUGGAACGCCGUCGUUUCAUAACCAGAUAUAUGAAGGCCCUGACACUGACAUUGAGACCGAAAUGCGGCUUGCUGGGGCAAGGCGAACGAAGGGUGAUGAUAUUAGUGAAGAUGAUGCACCAAGUACAUCGGGAAGGCAGUUUCCGGAAGGUGCGGAUGGUGACUUGCUUCAUGCAGAUGUUCCAAAGCAUAUUGGUCAAUCUCCCCUUCCUGCUUAUGAACCAGCAUUUGAUUGGGAAAAUGAGAGGGCAUUGAUAUUUGGACAAAGGAUACCGGAAACUCCUAUAUCGCAUGGAAUGAAGAUAUCUGUAAAAGUUCAGUCUUUACAAUUUCAAGCAGGAUUGGUUGAGCCCUUUUAUGGUACAAUUUGCUUAUACAAUAGGGAGAGAAGAGAAAAGUUGUCGGAAGACUUUUACUUUCACGUCUUACCAACAGAAAUGCAGGAUGCCAAAAUUACAUAUGAACCUCGUGCAGUCUUUUACUUAGAUGCACCAUCUGCUUCAGUUUGUUUGUUAAUCCAGUUAGAGAAGCAUGCUACUGAAGAUGGCGGGGUUACUGCUUCUGUUUAUUCACGUAAAGAUCCAGUGCACUUGACUGAGAGAGAGAAGCAAAAACUGCAGGUGUGGUCUAAAAUCAUGCCUUACAAAGAGUCCUUCGCAUGGACCAUUGUAUCAUUAUUUGAUAGCAGUAUUGGUGCAGCUUCAGUAGGGCCUGCUUCCCCGAGCAGCCCUCUUGCUCCAAGUGUAUCUGGUUCAAGUUCUCAUGAAGGUGUUUUUGAGACUAGUGCAAAAAUGUCAUUAGAUGGAAAGCUGAGUUACUCUAAUGGAAAUUCUGUGGUAGUUGAGGUUUCAACCUUAAAUAAAGUAAAAGAAUGCUAUACGGAGGAAUCACUUCAGGAUCCUAAACGUAAGGUGCACAAACCGGUCAAAGGUGUUUUGAGGCUGGAAAUUGAGAAACACCAGAUUUCCCAUGCUGAUUUGGAGAAUGUGUCAGAAAGUGGAAGUAUAACCAAUGAUUCUGUUGACCCAGGGGAUCGUGUUGCAGAUUCACUAUCUGGAAAGUAUACUAGUAAUGGCUGUGAUGAUCCUCAGGGUAGCAUCCCCAGGGUAGUAUCUCCAGCUUCCGGAAAUGGAGCUACUCAUCAUGGAAAUUCAGAUUUUAAUGCUGAAGAUUUCCAUGCAUUUGACUUCCGCACUACAACAAGAAACGAGCCUUUUUUGCAACUUUUUCACUGCCUAUAUGUGUAUCCGUUGACACUAAGUUUGGGUAGGAAAAGGAAUUUGUUUAUACGGGUUGAACUCAGGGAGGAUGAUGGUGAUAUCCGUAGGCAGCCAUUGGAGGCAAUAUAUCCUAGAGAUCCAGGUGUGGAUGCAUCUCUUCAGAAGUGGAGUCACACCCAAAUUGCUGUUGGAGCUAGGGUUGCUUGCUACCAUGAUGAAAUUAAACUUUCCCUCCCUGCUAUGUGGACACCAACGCACCACCUUCUAUUUACUUUAUUUCAUGUUGAUCUGCAAACGAAAUUAGAGUCUCCGAAGCCAGUAGUAAUUGGAUAUGCAGCACUUCCUUUAUCUUCCCAUGCCCAGCUGCGGUCUGAAAUAAAUCUUCCAAUUAUGAGAGAAUUGGUUCCUCACUAUCUACAGGAUUCAGGACGGGAGAGAUUGGAUUAUUUGGAAGAUGGGAAAAGUGUGUUCAGAUUGCGUUUACGAUUAUGUUCUUCGUUAUACCCUAUCAAUGAACGUAUUAGAGAUUUCUUUCUUGAAUAUGAUCGGCACACUCUUCGAACAAGUCCACCAUGGGGUUCUGAACUUCUGGAGGCUAUUAAUAGUUUGAAGAAUGUUGAUUCCACUGCUUUACUUCAGUUUCUUCACCCAAUUCUUAACAUGCUACUCCAUCUUAUUGGCAAUGGCGGAGAAACACUCCAGGUUGCUGCAUUUCGGGCCAUGGUUAAUAUUGUAACCAGGGUGCAGCAGGAGUCGGUUGAUGAUGCCGAAAGAAAUCAUUUUCUAGUCAACUAUGUUGACUGUGCUUUUGAUGAUUUUGGUGGUCGGCAACCACCUGUAUAUCCCGGACUAUCCACUGUUUGGGGAAGCUUGGCACGAAGUAAGGCCAAAGGUUAUCGUGUUGGACCUGUGUAUGAUGAUGUUUUGGCUAUGGCUUGGUUUUUUCUGGAGUUAAUUGUUAAAUCAAUGGCAUUGGAGAAGACUCGCCUGUUCUAUCACAGCCUUCCAAUAGGUGAAGAUAUCCCACCAAUGCAGUUGAAGGAUGGUGUAUUCAGAUGUAUAAUGCAGUUGUAUGAUUGCCUUCUCACUGAAGUGCAUGAGCGCUGUAAGAAGGGUUUAAGCUUGGCAAAACGCUUGAAUAGUAGUUUGGCUUUCUUUUGUUAUGAUCUUCUAUCCAUCAUUGAGCCACGACAGGUUUUUGAGCUGGUAUCAUUAUAUCUUGACAAGUUUUCUGGUGUUUGUCAAUCAGUUCUUCAUGAAUGCAAACUUACCUUUUUACAAAUAAUAUGUGAUCAAGAUCUUUUUGUGGAAAUGCCUGGAAGGGACCCUUCAGAUAGGAACUACCUUUCUUCUGUAUUAAUACAAGAACUCUUUGUUACUUGGGAUCAUGAAGAUGUGUCUUUACGAGCAAAGGCGGCAAGAAUCUUGGUAGUGCUCUUGUGCAAACAUGAGUUUGAUGUGAGAUACCAGAAGCCUGAGGAUAAGUUGUAUAUUGCUCAACUAUAUUUUCCACUUGUCGGACAGAUAUUAGAUGAAAUGCCAGUUUUCUACAACCUCAAUGCUGUUGAAAAGAGGGAAGUUUCUAUUGUAAUUUUGCAAAUAGUUCGAAACCUUGACGAUGCAUCCCUUGUCAAGGCAUGGCAGCAAAGCAUUGCCCGGACUAGAUUGUUUUUCAAGCUCAUGGAGGAAUGCUUGCUUCUAUUUGAGCACAAAAAACCUGCUGAUGGCAUGUUACUUGGCUCCAGUUCUCGCAAUCCGGUAGGUGAGGCACCUGCUUCCCCUAAGUACUCUGACAGACUUUCUCCUGCAAUCAACAACUAUCUGUCCGAGGCCUCACGGCAGGAAGUCAGGCCUCAGGGAACACCAGAUAAUGGGUACUUAUGGCAGAGAGUUAAUUCCCAGUUAAGCUCCCCUAGCCAGCCAUAUUCUUUGAGAGAGGCUCUAGCUCAAGCACAGUCUUCUAGGAUUGGAGCUUCUGCCCAAGCACUUCGAGAAUCUUUACAUCCACUUUUGAGACAGAAAUUGGAACUUUGGGAGGAAAAUUUGAGUGCCUCAGUCAGUCUUCAGGUCUUGGAGGUGACUGAGAAAUUUUCCAUGAUGGCUGAAUCCCACAGCAUUGCAACUGAUUAUGGAAAACUUGAUUGCAUAACAGUCGUGUUCAUGAGCUUUUUAUCUAGAAAUCAGCCUUUGACAUUUUGGAAAGCAUUUUUUCCUGUAUUUAACAGUGUUUUUGAUUUACACGGGGCAACUUUGAUGGCAAGGGAAAAUGAUCGUUUUUUAAAACAAGUCACUUUCCAUCUCCUCCGGCUUGCAGUUUUCCGAAACGAAAAUAUUAGGCAAAGGGCAGUUGUGGGCCUUCAGAUACUUGUGAGGAGUUCAUUUCAUUACUUUAUGCAGACAGCAAGAUUGAGAGUCAUGUUGAUUAUCACAUUGUCUGAGCUAAUGUCUGAUGUGCAAGUUACUCAGAUGAGAUCUGAUGGGAGCCUAGAGGAAAGUGGCGAAGCACGGCGACUUAGGAGGUCUUUAGAUGAAAUGAAGGAUGAAACUAAAAGUUCCUACCUGUUGAAGGAGUGUGGAUUAUCUGAGAAUGCUCUUGUGGCUGUUCCAGAAAAAAUAACAGAGAAUAGAUGGUCCUGGUCUGAGGUGAAAUAUCUCUCUGAUAGCCUUCUUUUGGCCCUUGAUGGCAGCUUGGAGCAUGCGCUAUUGGCCCCCAUGAUGACUAUGGAUAGAUAUGCUGCUGCUGAAAGCUUCUAUAAACUGGCCAUGGCAUUUGCCCCUGUCCCUGAUCUUCACAUAAUGUGGUUGCUUCAUCUAUGUGAUGCACAUCAGGAAAUGCAAUCUUGGGCAGAAGCUGCUCAGUGUGCUGUUGCUGUUGCUGGUGUUGUAAUGCAGGCCCUUGUUGCCAGAAACGAUGGUGUGUGGAGCAAAGACCACGUUGCUGCUUUACGGAAGAUUUGUCCUAUGGUCAGCAAUGAGAUCACCUCUGAAGCAUCUGCCGCUGAAGUUGAGGGAUAUGGUGCUUCAAAACUAACCGUUGACUCUGCCGUGAAAUACUUGCAGCUUGCUAAUAAGCUCUUCUCACAAGCUGAGCUUUUUCAUUUCUGUGCAAGCAUUCUUGAACUUGUCAUCCCAGUUUACAAAAGUAGGAGGGCUUAUGGACAGCUGGCUAAAUGUCACACGUUACUUACCAAUAUUUAUGAAUCAAUUCUUGAACAGGAAUCUAGUCCAAUUCCUUUUACAGAUGCAACAUACUACAGGGUUGGAUUUUAUGGUGAUAGGUUUGGGAAACUUGAUAAAAAGGAGUAUGUCUAUCGUGAGCCUCGUGAUGUACGUCUAGGUGACAUAAUGGAAAAACUUAGUCACAUAUACGAGUCUAGAAUGGAUGGUAAUCACACUUUGCAUAUUAUUCCAGAUUCUAGACAAGUGAAGGCAGAGGAGUUACAGCCUGGUGUCUGUUACCUUCAGAUUACUGCUGUUGAUCCAGUCAUGGAAGAUGAAGAUUUGGGAAGUAGGAGGGAAAGAAUUUUCUCACUCUCUACUGGAAGUGUUCGAGCCCGGGUAUUUGACCGAUUCUUGUUUGACACCCCAUUUACCAAAAAUGGCAAGACUCAAGGUGGAUUGGAAGAUCAAUGGAAGAGACGCACUGUUCUUCAGACCGAGGGUUCCUUUCCAGCGUUAGUAAAUAGACUAUUGGUAAUCAAAUCCGAGUCCCUUGAAUUCUCUCCAGUAGAAAAUGCAAUCGGAAUGAUUGAAACACGAACAGCUGCAUUGAGAAAUGAGCUUGAAGAGCCUCGAAGCUCCGAGGGUGAUCAACUUCCAAGACUUCAGAGUCUACAAAGAAUUCUCCAAGGCAGUGUUGCAGUACAAGUGAAUAGUGGCGUCUUGAGUGUCUGCACAGCCUUCUUGUCUGGGGAGCCUGCAACAAGGUUGCGGUCACAGGAACUGCAACAACUAAUAGCAGCCCUUCUUGAGUUCAUGGCUGUUUGUAAACGUGCCAUUCGCGUACACUUCAGAUUGAUUGGCGAGGAAGAUCAGGAUUUCCAUACACAGCUUGUUAAUGGUUUCCAGUCACUGACAGCAGAGUUAUCACAUUACAUUCCUGCCAUUCUCUCAGAGCUAUGACAAUGGUACAAGUGUUGCUUAAAAUUGCUUCCAUGUGUUCCUAGAGUUUUUUUCCUGGUUUCCUUUGCCAUCGCAUGCAAAGAUGUGUAGUUGCAUUUGCAUCAUGGUUCGUAUAUUUAGAAUUAUUGGAACCAGGUGAUUCAGGAAAAACACGAUUCAUCCUGUUUGUGCAUCACGAUGUUUCUAGUUUCCCCACUUUCCCCAUUUUAGUUUGUGGUGCGGGGAAUGCCAUUUGUGUAAUAUCCUAAUUGUUUAAGUGUUUAGUCAUACAGCUAUUGUGAAUGUGUACUAUUUUGUGUACAUGAGAAUGAAUCCUAGGGCAUUCAGUUCACAAUUCAAGAAAAAGCUAUUCCUAA
This is a messenger RNA of Vigna radiata var. radiata (mung bean), 6114 nucleotides long. Its product is annotated as guanine nucleotide exchange factor SPIKE 1. Gene Ontology annotation, biological process: small GTPase-mediated signal transduction; positive regulation of GTPase activity. The record is from RefSeq and is a predicted model, not a curated record. Gene Ontology annotation, molecular function: guanyl-nucleotide exchange factor activity. NCBI's taxonomy places the organism in Eukaryota, Viridiplantae, Streptophyta, Magnoliopsida, Fabales, Fabaceae. The transcript has 30 exons. Bases 254 to 5758 code for a protein of 1834 amino acids.